This is a messenger RNA of Lolium rigidum, 729 nucleotides long. RefSeq lists its product as uncharacterized. Lineage: Eukaryota; Viridiplantae; Streptophyta; Magnoliopsida; Poales; Poaceae. The coding region runs from base 58 to 480 and encodes 140 amino acids. The record is from RefSeq and is a predicted model, not a curated record. The transcript has a single exon.
UACAUACGCACUACACCUAAGAGAUUUGCAACUUUGCAAGCUAGCUAGCGACUCACCAUGGAAGAGUUCACUUUCCCCACAGUCCCAGGAGGCAAGUGCAAGCUCGCGCCAUUCCCUCCGCCGUGGUUCCUCGCCGCCCUCUCGGAGGACGAAGACGAGAGCGGCGGCGCGCCCUGGGGCGGCGACGAGAAGAUGGACAUGCUGUGGGAGGACUUCAACGAGGAGCUGGCACGCGUGCCGCCGGUAUGCCCGCUGAGCCCCCUCACCAAGGGAGGCGGUGGGCUGAUGACGAUGACCAUGAUGAAGGAGGCGGCGUACUGGCUGGACGACGGCUCGGACGGUGUUGUCGCUGAGACAGGGAAGCGCGGCCGGCACAUGGUGGUCCGGCGCCGGAGAUGGAGCCUGCUGCUGAUGCUCAGGCUGCUCAAGAAGCUCUUCCUGGUCAAGAAAUCCAGGAACCAGAGAACUACGCCGAUCUGAUCUACAACAGUUAGUGCAAGAAUUACCGUCGUACUAGUCAGUAGCGCGUGUAUAUUUGAUACUUCAUAUACUGUACACAAUCAUUUCCCGUUUAUUUGCUGCUUCUUUCAGAAGACAAAUAACACAUGAAUGUUCUUUUUGGGUUUUGCUGAUAGAGUGUGAUCUUCUACUUCUUUUCUGUUAAGUUCUUCUUCUUGACACCAGUAUAUUCCCAAUACAAAUAAGUUCAUGUACCUCUGAUUCAUCAAA